Lampris incognitus (smalleye Pacific opah) is the source of this 7971-nucleotide messenger RNA. RefSeq names its product neural-cadherin. The transcript has 34 exons. Lineage: Eukaryota; Metazoa; Chordata; Actinopteri; Lampriformes; Lampridae. Bases 1 to 7971 code for a protein of 2656 amino acids. Gene Ontology annotation, cellular component: plasma membrane. Gene Ontology annotation, biological process: homophilic cell-cell adhesion. The record is from RefSeq and is a predicted model, not a curated record. Gene Ontology annotation, molecular function: calcium ion binding.
AUGGCGAUGAACAUGGCGGCCUUCAUGACAGGGGGAUCCAGCUCCACUGCUUUGAAUGAAAUAGCGUAUUCUGAACGUGAUGACUGGUACCUGUGUCGUCUGACUCUGAACAUGCCCAGUCAGGCUGACCUGCGGUGGGCCAUGUUCCCCUCCCCUUUCUUGGGCGCCGUGGGUCCGGAUGCUGCACCAGGCUCGGUGGCCUAUCGCCUCUCUGCCCGCCAGCGAGACGGGACACUUGGACACGCCCACUUUCUCCUACUGGAUGGUGGAGAGGAGUGUUUCAAGGUGGACCGCAGUUCUGGGGAGAUCAGGACCACGGGACGACCUCUGACACCCAGCAAAGAGUACCUGCUGCAGGUGCAGGCAGUGGAUGGGCGCGGCCGGAAGGGCCCCCCAGCGACUGUGGCUAUCUUGGCAGGAUACCGCCCCCCACAGUUCACCAAUGCCACCUACACGCUGGAUGUGCCGGAGAACACGCCUGUGGGCCAAGCCAUUGCCCUUGUGCAGGCCAUCUCCUUCCAGAGGAAGAGCCUCUCCUACAUGCUGCUGGUAAACCCUGGGAACCUGUUCAGCAUCAACCAGGAGAGCGGAGCCCUCAGCCUCACCAGGGCUGUGGACUACGAAAGUGGACACACACUCCACAGCCUGCAGGUCCGCACCUCCGAGCCCGACACAGGACUCAGUGGCGUGGUUGAGGUUGUGGUCCAUAUAACAGAUGAGAAUGACUGCACCCCCGAAUUUCUCCAUUCUAUCUACAGCAGAGAUAACAUCCCAGAGAGCACCCCCUCAGGGACCUCACUGCUACAGGUUCUGGCAAGGGACUGUGACACCGGUCUGAAUUCGGAGCUCUCCUACUUCAUACACAGUCCUGACUUCGACAUCACUUCCAGGGGUGUGGUCAGCCCCAGCCGUAGGCUGGACUACGAAAGGCCCAACCACAUGUAUGAGUUUGUGGUUGUAGCUGUGGAUGCAGGAAACCUGCCCCGCACAGGCACCGCCUCCAUCCGCAUCCGCAUGGCCAACAGCAACGACGAGGCCCCAGUCUUCUCCCAGAGCAUUUAUAAGACCUUCCUCAGCGAGGAUGCUGGUCCAGAGACACUGGUGGCAAUUGUCCAUGCCAAGGACCCAGACGGAGACGGCGUCUCCUACGCCAUCACCGGGGGCAACGAGGACAGCAACUUUCAGCUGGACAACCAGAAGGGGAUCAUCAAGCUGCGACAAAGUCCCCCACCCAAGCUGCGGGGCCCCCAGUAUGUCCUGAACAUCACGGCUACAGACGACAACAUAUCGGGGGGACCCUACCCUCUCAGCAGCUCCGCCCAGGUUAUUGUGGGAAUCAAUGACAUCAACAACAACAAACCAGUCUUUCAGGAGUGUCAGAACUACAGCCAGAACUCGGGGGUUUUGGAGAACCAGCCUCCAGGGACUUUCGUUUUGCAAGCCCAUGCCUUUGAUGCAGAUAUAGGGGUCAACGGAGAGGUCAAAUACGGCAUCAUGCACCGUGAUGGGGCAUCAUCUGGCUUUGACAUUGAUCCUGACACAGGUGUCAUCACAACCACUGUGAGCUUUGACCGGGAGCGUCAGAGAGAGUACACCCUGUCAGUGACGGCCACAGACCAAGCCCAGGAGCCCCUCAUUGGUAUCUGCCAGAUUACUGUCUUCAUCGCUGACCAGAAUGACAAUGACCCCAAGUUUGAGAAUAGCCGCUACCAGUACUUCCUGCGUGAAGACACGCCUGUGGGGACUAGUUUCCUGCGAGCAGCGGCACACGACGACGACCAAGGUAGUAACGCGGCAAUCAUCUACUCGCUGUCCAAUCAGAAGCCGGCGUACCUGCACAUUAAUCCCAGCACAGGCUGGGUCUACGUCAAUCAUCCCAUCUCUCAGACAUCCAGGAUCAGCCAGCAAAUCGUGGCGACUGAUGGAGGGAACCGCAGCAGCUCCGUGGAGCUCACAGUCAUCAUCACCAACGUCCACAACCAGCCGCCCCGCUGGGAGCAGGAUGAGUACUGGGUUACUGUGCCAGAAAACACCGUUCGAGACGGCAAGAUAGUGACAAUCAAGGCGACGUCUCCUCUUGGUGACCCCCGGGUGACCUACAACCUAGAGGAAGGUCAGGUUCCAGAGACCAACAUGCCGGUUCGGUUCUACAUCAAACCCAACCGGGCUGAUGGCUCGGCCUCUAUACUGGUGGCAGAGAACCUGGACUAUGAGACCACCCGGUUUUUCACACUGCGGGUUCGAGUCCAGAACGUUGCUGCCGUGCCACUGGCCUCCUUCACUACAGUCUAUGUCAAUGUUACAGACGUGAACGACAACGUGCCUUUCUUCCUGUCGUCCACCUACGAGGCCACCGUUCCCGAGGGAGCAGAGAUCGGAACGUCGGUGGCCCAAGUCUCAGCCACUGACCUGGACUCAGGUCUCCACGGCUUGAUUAACUAUGUGAUCCUGAGGGAUGAGAGUGGGGACUCACAGUACUUCAGUAUCAGCUCCUACACCGGAGUGAUCCGAACCCGUGCCUCCUUUGACCGAGAGCAGAAAGGAUCCUACCUGAUCGAGGUCCAGUCCCAGGACAGCUCAGAGUCUGCAAGACCUGGACAACAGGGACAACCUAACACAGACACAGCCUACGUCCGAAUCUUUGUCACUGACGUCAAUGAUAACGCCCCAGUUUUCGACCAAUCGGUGUACAAGGUGAGCGUGGAGGAAGACAAGGAGGUCGGCUUCGUGCUCAUCACCGUCACUGCCAACGAUGAAGACGAAGGUGCCAACGCCAAACUGCGUUACCAGAUCACAGCGGGCAACACGAUGGGGACUUUUGAUGUGGAGCCAGAGGUGGGCACUAUUUUUGUGGCACAGCCCCUGGACUAUGAGAUGGAGCAGCGCUACGAGCUUCGGCUGGUCGCCUCUGAUGGGAAGUGGGAGAACGAGACGCUGGUGGUGGUCCAGGUGGUAAACCGGAAUGACGAGGCACCUGUCUUUGGCCAGACUGAGUACCAUGCCGUGGUCACAGAAGAGCUCACCCAGUUGCCCGUCUUCGUCUUAGAGGUGUCAGCCACAGACCCAGACCAAGAGGCUGACCAAACCGCACUCCGUUACUCCCUCCAUGGUCAAGGCGCUGGGAGUGAGUUCAGCAUUGACGAACGCUCAGGGAGAAUCUAUGCCCAGCGGUGUCUGGAUCGUGAAGAGCGCCCGGCCUGGAGGUUCCUGGUCCUUGCCACAGACGAAGGCGGGGCGGGACUCACCGGAUUCGCCGACGUGCUGUUGGAGGUCCGUGAUGUCAAUGACAAUGCUCCGUUCUUCCCGUGCCCAACACCUGAUGCGGCUGGCUGCUUCAUUGGCCACGUACCUGAGAACUCCCCUGCCGACACCCCGGUCAUGGAGAUGCGGGCCACCGACCUGGAUGACCCCAAAGAGAGCAGGAAUGCUGUGCUGACCUAUCGCAUCAUCCAGAACAUCCGCAAUGAGAUCAACCUCAACCUGUUUACCAUCAACUCAGCCACGGGGACCAUUUAUACAGUCCUACGUUCUCUUGACCGCGAGCUGGAGGACCGGUAUUUGGUGGUGGUGGAGGCCCGAGAUGGAGGAGGGUUGACGGGGACUGGGACAGCCACCAUCGUGGUCUCAGACAUCAACGACCAUCCGCCUGUCUUCACACAGAGGGUCUACACUGCGCAGGUGGCGGAGGAACUGGAGGUGAACAGCGAAGUUCUGGUAGUUUCUGCCACGGAUGGAGACCAGGGAGAGAAUGCCGUGGUUACCUUCAGCAUCGUCGGGGGUGACGAGGACAGGAAGUUCUUUGUGGAGACUGACAAGGUGAACCGACGCGGUGUCAUACGACUCAAGAAAAAGAUCGAUUUCGAGAAACCCCAUGAGAGGGCUUUUAAUUUGACAUUGAAGGCUGAGGAUGCCGAUUUCUUCACCCUGGCCUACUGUCUGGUGCAGGUGGAAGACUCCAAUGACCACGCCCCUGUCUUUUUCCCACAAUUUUACGAGGCUCCCGCCAUGUCUGAGGACGUUCCAGUGGGGACUAUUGUUGCUCAGGUUUCAGCUACUGAUCUGGACUCGGGACAAAAUGGACGUUUUUCAUUCAGUAUUUCCAAAGAGUCUGACCCAUACAGUCAGUUCCUGGUCGACCAGUCUGGUUGGGUGGUGGUGGCUGAUUCUCUGGACAGGGAGAAAAUCUCACAGCACAGGAUCAUGGUCCUUGCCACAGAUAAUGGCAGCCCGCCCCUCACCGGCACUGCUAUUGUCAUGGUCACUGUGCUCGAUGUCAACGACAACGGACCGGAGUUUGAGGUACCAUACCGACCCGUGGUCUGGGAGAACAUGCCGGCACCCCAAACGGUGCGCAUGAAUGAAUCCUCCCUCCUGCUCCACGCUGCUGACCGUGACACUUCUCCCAACGGCGGGCCAUUUUCUAUCCGCCUCCUCAUGCUCACAUCAGACGCCACCAACUUCAACCUGACAGACCUGCGUAAUGGCAGCGCGGCCGUUACUGCUCUCCGCACCUUUGACCGUGAGCGGCAGAAGGAGUACCGCCUCCCCAUUCUCAUGAUUGACAGUGGCUCCCCUCCAAUGAGCUCCACCAGCACGCUGACGGUUGUCAUUGGUGACCGCAAUGAUCACCCCCAUUCACCUGGUCACACCAACUUUAUCGUCUACAGUUACGAAGGUGUUCUACCGUUCACAGUGCUCGGACACAUCCAGUCGCCCGACCUUGAUGACUGGAGUGAGAAGGUUUACCACUUCGAAGGCACGCCCUCCAGGUUGUUCAGUCUUAACCAAAACUCGGGUCAGCUCAGUAUCAGGGAGGGGACCCCGCCAGGUUCAUACAACCUACAGGUUCGUGUCUCCGACAACACCUGGCCUGAUGUCACCUCCGAAGCGCAGGUCCUGGUUGCAGAGCUUCAUGAGGAGGCCCUCCAGAAUGCCGGCUCCCUGCGCCUGUCUAACCUCACAGUGGAGGACUUCUUCAGCAGCAGAGGAGGGGAGGAGAGCAGGUUCUCUCGUCUCGGACGCCUGCUGGCUGAGCUCCUUCAGACCGCGCCGGAAAAUGUCCAGGUCUUCUCAGUGGGCGACGGCAAGCGACGAGGUGAGAGGGAGCUCAACGUGUGGUUCGCGGCCCAUGGAUCACCCUACUACAAGGCCGAGAAGCUUCACGGCUACGUGUCCGCCAGCAAAGCCAAGUUGGAGGCAGCGUUAGGUGUAUCCAUCUCUCAGGUGGGCGUUGAUGAUUGCCCCUUCACCGACUGCAGCCAGUCGGGGGGCUGCAGCAGUGUGGUGUCCUUUAGCCGUGUCCCAGUGGCCCUGAGCUCUGGUAACACCUCUCUGGUGUCUGUGUCUGCCUCUCCGGAGCCCCGCUGUGGCUGCAGCGCCCGGGAGAGGCCCCACCUGUCCUGCUCAUCCUACCCAGCCAACCCAUGCCUCAACGGGGGCACCUGUCUGGACAGCGAGCUGGGAUACAGAUGUAGGUGUCCUUCCAUGUACGAUGGUCCAGAGUGCCAGCAAACCAAACACACCUUCGGAGGGCAGGGUUACGCCUGGUUCCCUCCCAUCAAGCCUUGCUUCCAGAGCCACAUCUCCCUGGAGUUCCUGGCUGAAACGGCCAAUGGGCUGUUUCUCUAUAAUGGACCACUAGGCCCCACCUACUCCGAAGAGCAGGAGGACUUCAUCGCUAUAGAGCUGAGAAACGGCAUUCCUGUUCUCAGUAUUAACCAUGGAUCAGGAACACUUACCCUUCAGCUCCACCCCAAGGCCACUGUCACCGACCGCCGCUGGCAUCGCCUGGACAUCAUCAGCAACGGCAAGGCUGUCCAACUGAUCCUGGACCAGUGUGGGGGGGCAGUGGUGAAUGAGGUGGAGGGGUUGGGAGUGGAGCUUCAUGAAAUGGACCAGUCAGGCUGUAAAGCCUCAGGAGAAACGCCAGGGAACCAGAGGUAUCUGAAUGUGUUCCAGCCCCUGCAGCUUGGAGGAGUGAAGGACUCCACCCCAUACCAUCACUACAGGAGCUACAGCGGCUGUAUCCGUAACCUAAUGGUGGACAGCCAGGUAUAUGACCUGGCCUCACCAGGGGAGAGUGUGGAUAGCGCCCCCGGCUGCGGGCUCACAGACGGUGUGUGUGUAACGACAGCGGGCCCCUCCUGUGGUGUCCACGGGACCUGCCUGGGAGAGUGGGGGUCCUUCAGCUGCGAAUGUCACCCUGGAUACACCGGACACAAAUGCGAAAAGGUCAUACCGGAGUGGUCCUUGGAUUUAGGUAGCGUACUUCGCUACCAGAUGAGAGGAGGUGGGAGCCCCCGGCGUACACACACCCAGCUCCUCCUCCGCACCCGGUCCUCCACUGGUACCCUGCUCUCCAUGACCUCACGAGACGGCAAUGAGUUCAUCGUCUUAGAGAUCAUGGAGGGUCUCCUCUCGGUGCGUGCUAACCUUGGGGAUGGGGCUCACACCCUGCAUCUGCCUGGCCAGAGGCUGGAUGGUGGACAGUGGAUCCUGGUCAGCCUCCAUCGCUAUGACAACCUUUUCACACUGCGCCUGGGGCAGGGUGGCGGGAUGCGGGAGGUCAGUGCCCAGCUGGGGAAACGACGGGAGAUCAUGGUCCAUCCAUCCAGCGUGAUGGUUGGCAACGGACCCAACCCCGAAGACAAGGCUGACUUCCAGGGCUGUCUGCGUGACUUGCGUCUGAAUGGUCACUCCCUCCCUCUGGACGGUCAGAGCUCAGAGUUUGUGACGGUAUUGGAGCGUAGGGGCGUGACACCGGGGUGUCGGACCGACGCCUGCAGCUCCAGACCCUGCCGCAGCCCGCUGUACUGUGUGGACCUGUGGAGAAAACAUCAGUGCAGGUGCCCAGGCGGUCAGGUGACCGUGAUGGACAACACAACAGGCCAGCAGCGCUGUGUGCCCUCACCUUGCGGCCCCUCAGCAUGUCGCAACGGCGGUGUGUGCCAGGCUGUAUCCCCAGACAGCUACCAGUGUCGCUGUCAGGAGGGGUUUCGGGGUCAACGCUGUGAGAUUGGCCAGGUUAAAGGCCAUCGCCUGGCUGCACUCAGCCCGAGCUCUAUCCUGGCCAUCAGCAUGUGUUUGCUGGUGUUCUUCGCUGUGCUGGUAGCAGUGACUGUGUGGAACCAGAAAGGAAGUCGUAAUAAGUUCCGAAAGCGCGGUGUUUACCACAUUCCUGCUGAACAUGAGAGUUGGGAGGACAUCAGAGAAAACAUCCUCAACUAUAAUGAGGAGGGGGGCGGGGAGCAGGACCAGAAUGCCUAUGAUAUCACCGAGCUAAAGCGGCCCUUGUGCUCCAGCCUGUCCCAGUCCUCCUCUUGCACCACAGCCCCCCUCAUCAAGUCCUCCCAGGGCUCCCAGGAAGAGGUGCACCCCUCUAGCUCGUCUUGCAGCUCUGGGGCUCCCUACCUCAGUAUACCCCACCAUCACCACCACCAUCACCAGCACCACCCCCAUGCUAGCAACACUAGCAGUGCCAGCUACGAUGCUAACUAUGCUAAUGGAGCGGACUACACUAGCGGAGCUAAUUAUGUUAACCAUGCUACCCACAAGACUGGAAAUGUUGAGACGAGCGGUGCUGAGGCUAGCUACAUGAAUGCCCCCGCUGCGGGUUCACACUCUCACGUGGACUUUAAAAGUUAUGUGGCCCGCAUCAUCUGGGAGGCAGACAAUGACAGCGAAGCCUUUCCGCUGGAUGCCUACCAUGUCUGGUGCGUAGAAGGCUCUGGAUCGUCGGUUGGAAGCCUCAGUUCGCUGGGGUCGGCCACUUCCCACCGAAAUGUCACCGUGUCUGGGGAGGAGGAGGAAGAAAAGGGGGAGUUUGGUUACGAUAGGCUAUCACGUUGGGGGCCAAAGUUCCAGGCACUCAGUGAAAUGUAUGAUCGGCCCCAGUUGGCCCUCACCUACAGGGACGCAGUGAGCUACAUGCAGCGGAGCCACAGUCAGGAUCCCCUCCCCCACCCACAUUAG